AACCAAAAUUAUGCAAGCUCUAUCCCAGAUGCAGAGUGGAAAAUUCCCAAGUCCAGAUGGAAUCCCUGUAGAAGUCUUUAAAGAGUUUUCUUCUCAGGUCUCCCUACUACUUGUUUUAGGUUUUGAAGAAUAAUUUAAUAAUGGUACUCUUUCACCUACGCUGCAUCAGGCCUUGAUCUUGUCACAGUUCCCCCUGACACUCACAGUGCACACACCCCAUGAUCUCUCGCUCCCGAAUUCUAAUCACCUGCACCUGAAGCUUGUUCCCACAUUCAUCAACCUCACAGUAUUUAUGCUCCACUCCCCCGUCACUCCUUGUCUGGUCUCAACUACGAUCACAGACUCACUUACCUGCUUCUUCCUGGAGACUCUCCGUUAUAUCCCUAACUCGCCUCUACAACAAAGUCCUGUUCCUAGCUCUACUCCUCCUUCUUCCAGUUCCGGUUUCCUCGCUAUUCAGCGAACUGCAGUCAUCACCCAGGUUUCCUCGCUAUUCAGCGAACUGCAGUCAUCACCCAGGUUUCCUCGCUAUUCAGCGAACUGCAGUCAUCACCCAGGUUUCCUCGCUAUUCAGCGAACUGCAGUCAUCACCCAGGUUUCCUCGCUAUUCAGCGAACUGCAGUCAUCACCCAGGUUUCCUCGCUAUUCAGUGAACUGCAGUCAUCACCCAGGUUUACUUGCUAUUCAGCGGACUGCAUCCAUCACCCAGGUUUCCUCGCUAUUCAGCGAACUGCAGUCAUCAGCCAGGUUUCCUCGCUAUUCAGCGAACUGCAGUCAUCACCCAGGUUUCCUCGCUAUUCAGCGGACUGCAUCCAUCACCCAGGUUUCCUCGCUAUUCAGCGAACUGCAGUCAUCAGCCAGGUUUCCUCGCUAUUCAGCGAACUGCAGUCAUCACCCAGGUUUACUCGCUAUCCAGCGAACCGCAGUCAUCACCCAGGUUUACCCAUUCCCCUAUAUCCCUCAAUAAACUACACCUCCGGGUUUAACACUACCAUCGAGUCUGAGUAUCUGUUACAGA
Molecule: messenger RNA, 1018 nt
Organism: Xyrauchen texanus (razorback sucker)
Lineage: Eukaryota; Metazoa; Chordata; Actinopteri; Cypriniformes; Catostomidae
Exons: 3
Coding region: 293-967 (224 amino acids)
Source: RefSeq, a predicted model, not a curated record